Molecule: messenger RNA, 11397 nt
Organism: Mirounga angustirostris (Northern elephant seal)
Lineage: Eukaryota; Metazoa; Chordata; Mammalia; Carnivora; Phocidae
Gene: LARP1B
Product: La ribonucleoprotein 1B
Exons: 12
Coding region: 218-2440 (740 amino acids)
Biological process (GO): positive regulation of translation; mRNA stabilization
Cellular component (GO): cytoplasmic stress granule; cytosol
Molecular function (GO): RNA cap binding
Source: RefSeq, a predicted model, not a curated record
CCGGCGGGCGGUUAGCGCUCCGUUCCACGCAGGGAGGGGCGGCAGGCCGGGCGCUGCACGGCGUCGGCCGACGCGGGCGGCGGUGGCGGCAGCGGCGGCCGGGCUUUCGGGUUUUCUGCCCCAGGCCGGAGCCAGUCGGUUCCCCGGCGGAGAGACGGGCAGUCGGGCUCCCUGGCCCCGGGCCCCCCCCGGCUGGGGUGGCUGGGGCAAGGGGACGAUGUCUGCUCGCGCUGCGGUGCCCGCCGCUCACUCUCGGGAGGAGCCAUCCGCGGUGGCUGCCGAGAAGGAGUCGCUGUUGGUAACGGCGAGUCGGCAGGCCGAGCAGCUGUCCCCGCCCGAGCGGGAGGGCAAGUUGGCGGCGAGUAAAGAGAGGGCCGCGACAGCCAUCAUCGCGGGUGCGCGGGGAGAGCCGUCGCCGGCGCUGGUGCUGGGGCACAGUGUGCCCCAGGCGGCCGUGCCCGUGAGACCCCUGGCGCUGCACCUGGCGCACAGGGCGCGCGGGCCCGGGGGCCCCUUCGGCGGGGAACCCCCGCCACCCCUGCCGAGGGACCCGCCGGCCGAGGACGCCCUGGAGGAUGCGGCGGCGACCGGCCCUAAGGAAAAGCUGCAGCCGCCGCCGCCGCCGCCGCCUAAGGAGAACCCCUGGACCAAAAAGCCUCCUCAGCACCUGCCCCCUGUCGGGACGGGACCGGCGCCGUCCCCACUGGAAACCCUGGAGGCAGAGCUCAGUUCCCCCAAAAUUAUAAAAGCAGGAAAACUCAAGACAAAGAAAUUCAACAAGGCUAGUGAUUUCAGCGAUAUGGCGAAUUGGCCAACACCAAGUGAAUUAGUGAACACUGGAUGCCAGAGUGUCAUCAGCCAAGGAAAUAAGAAGCCACAAAAUAGAAAAGAAAGAGAAGACAAGGUUGAAAAGAGAAUUAACAGUGAGAGCAAAGAAAGCCGGGAAACAAAAUUAGAUGGUCCUGGUGAAAAUGCCAGUGAGGAUGAGACUCCGUCAAGUAAUCAACGAAAGAGAGCUAAUAAGCACAAGUGGGUACCACUCCACUUAGAUGAUAUAAGACCAGACAGUCAAGAAAGACCAGGAUCCCGGAACAGCUCAAGAUGUCAACCCGAAACAAAUAAAUCAUCACAUAAUAAUAGGAGAAAUGAUACACGAAGUUGGAGGCGUGAUAGAGAAAAGAGAGACGAUCAAGAUGAAGUUUCCAGUGUGAGAAGUGAGGGUGGUAAUAUCCGAGGUUCCUUUAGAGGUCGAGGAAGAGGCCGAGGACGGGGAAGAGGACGAGGCAGAGGAAAUCCUCGAUUGAACUUCGAUUAUUCGUAUGGCUAUCGAGAACAUGGUGAAAGGACUGAUCAGCCAUUUCAAACAGAACUUAAUACCAGUAUGAUGUAUUACUAUGAUGAUGGUACAGGUGUGCAGGUGUAUCCUGUGGAAGAAGCAUUGCUUAAAGAGUAUAUUAAACGCCAAAUUGAGUAUUACUUCAGUAUAGAAAAUUUAGAACGGGACUUCUUUCUUAGAAGAAAGAUGGAUAAACAAGGUUUCUUGCCUAUUUCCCUGAUUGCUGGUUUCCACCGUGUUCAGGCUCUCACUACAAACCUUAAUCUCAUUUUAGAGGCACUGAAAGAUAGCACAGAAGUGGAAAUUGUGGAUGAGAAAAUGAGAAAAAAGAUAGAACCAGAAAAAUGGCCAAUUCCGGGCCCUCCUCCACGUAGUGUGCCACAAACAGACUUCUCUCAACUGAUUGAUUGCCCAGAGUUUGUACCAGGCCAAGCCUUUUGUUCACAUACAGAGUCUGCCCCAAAUUCUCCAAGAACUGGAAGUCCACUGAACCCAAAGAAAAAUACUGAAACAAGUAAUCUUCAAGCAAUGUCUAGAGGUUUGUCUACAAGUUUGCCUGACUUGGACUCAGAACCUUGGGUAGAAGUUAAAAAGAGACAUCGUCCAUCUCCAGUGAAAUUGAAGGAAUCAUCAUCUCUACCUGAAGAGGCAUCAGAUCAGCUGUAUCCUUCAGAUGAACAAGAGCAAGAAGAACUUGAUUUUUUAUUUGAUGAAGAGAUAGAACAAAUAGGACGAAAAAACACAUUUACUGAUUGGUCUGAUAAUGAUUCAGAUUAUGAAAUUGAUGACCAGGAUUUAAACAAGAUUUUGAUUGUAACUCAGACACCACCUUACAUGAGAAAACAUCCUGGAGGAGAUCGAACAGGCAACCACAUGUCUCGGGCAAAAAUUACAUCUGAACUUGCUAAAGUCAUUAAUGAUGGCUUAUAUUACUAUGAACAGGAUCUAUGGGUGGAGGAAGAUGAAAACAAACACACAGCCAUAAAGGUAGUGAGAGGAACUUCAACUGUGGUGAAGUCUUUGGUAUAUAGCUGGAAAUGGUGUACAAAUCACCAAGAGAUACCACAUCAUCACCUGGCAGACAUCAUAUGGGCAUCAUAUUGACUUGGCAAGAAGAGAGUCAUCUAAAUUUUCCCUCACUACCAGUUGAGCUGUUUCUUUUCUCACUAGUGAAGAACACCAAGUUGAGAACCUUUCUGGCAAAACUGAGGCCUGUUCCUGACCAAGAAUCAACUUGUGUGCAAGUUCACUGAGUACAGUUUUGGACUAAAAACUUCUAUGAAUCUCAGAUGGGGGUCAUUCUUUUCUACCUCAUAGGGUUGUAGAGACUUGGAAACCAUAAAGACUGGGCAUGUGGGAGAAAGAACAAAGACCAUAUUAUAGUUGUGUGGGACCAGUAAUAAUUAAUGAUACCAGUGCAGGAGAGACCAGGAGUUUAAAGAAUCAGAAGCUUCAGGCUUUACAUAGAAAUUGUGACUGAUUCAAAGUAUAGUCUGUGGAGUUCUUCCUGGGUGCCACAAUGUUAGACAUUUCCAUGAUUAAUCCUUUUGUGUAUUUUUUUUUUUUUUAAGAUUUUAUUUAUUUGCAAGAGAGAGAAUGAGAGACAGAGAGCAUGAGAGGGAGGAGGGUCAGAGGGAGAAGCAGACUCCCCGCCGAACAGGGAGCCCGAUGUGGGACUCAAUCCCGGGACUCCAGGAUCAUGACCUGAGCCGAAGGCAGUCGCUUAACCAACUGAGCCACCCAGGCGCCCAAUCCUUUUGUGUAUUUUAAAAUGUAAAAUUCCUUUUUUUUUUUUUUUUUUUUUUUGAGAUUUUAUUUAUUAGAGAGAGAGUACAAGCAGGGAGAGGGAGAUGCAGGCUCCCUGCUGAGCAAGGAGCCGGAUGUGGGACUCUGGCAGGACCCUGAGAUCAUGACCUGAGCCAAAGGCAGAUUCUUAACAGACUGAGCCACCCAAGUGCCCUAAAAUGUGAAAUUCUUAAUUCUUCCUUCUAAUACCUUAGUCUGAAAGAUUCUCAGAUCACUUUACUCUCAUGUACAACAUGAGGCCCCAAAUCAAGUGUAGUCACGCACUUUAGAAAUGUUUUGAGGGGUGCCUGGCUGGCUCUGUUGGUAGAGCAUGUGACGCUCUCGGGGUUGUGAGUUUGAGCCCCAUGCUGGGUGUAGAGAUUACUUAAAAAUAAAAUCUUGAAAUUUUUUUGAAAAAUGUUUUGAAUUGACUUCCUGCUGGAGAGACAGCUGAAUCAGGAGACCUGAUUUCAGGUUUUGCCCCAUUGUUUAAAUUCCAGCCAUAAUCCCUUGCAUAUGUUAGUGUCUUAUCUUGACAUACAUACUUCAAAUAUGGUAGCUUCAUAAGAAAUUAACUCUUUGCCAGGGAUUCAGUCAUUAACAUAUAUUUGAGUGCCUGAUGGUGCUGGGAACUGGGAAUGUAGUAGUGAACAUGACUGACUACUGAAAAUACAAUCUUUUAGUAAUUUAUGAUGAUGGUGUCAUUGGGAGUAGGGUGGGUGGAUGGAGAUAAUUAGACCAGAAAAUCUUUGCAAUAGAUAAGUACCAUAAUUGACCAUUGAAUUUAGUUAUAAGCCUCUUCAUAAACAGGAAAGAAGAAACUUGCUGAGUUACCUCAGUGGAACAGUUGGGGGAAAAGUCUGAAGAAAUGACUAGUGGAAAUAUGAGUAUAAUACAUUCAAAUGUAUGUGAGUAUUAAAUAUUAUAUUGAAUAAUACAAGUAUUGAACUUUGGUAUAAAGUAUUGGAGAAAUAGUACCUAAAGGGACAUAAGCAGUCAGAGAUUGUGGUGUGUGUGUGUGUUUGUAUAUUUUUAAAGAAUGGAAAAUACUGGAACAUUUACAGGUGACAGGAAUGGUUGAGUAGAAAGGGAGAGUUGAAAAUACAGAAGGGAGUAGAAAAAUGGGGCUAAGUUCUCAGAGACAGGAAGGGAUUCAGAACAUGUGGAGCAGGGUUUGUCAGCCUCAGUACUACUGACAUUUUGAAUCAGGUAAUUCUUUGUUGGGACUGUCUUGCAACAUUGGAUGGUUAGCAUUAUCCCUGACCUCUACCCUUCAGAUGCCAGUAGCACCCUACCCUUUAGGGGAGUUGUGAGCAAAAUCACCUCUAGUUGAGAAGCAUUUAUAUAGAAGUGUAUUGGCCUUCAAAGUGAUCCUGUCUUUAUCUGGAGAGAAGUAGAACAUGGGUGUGGGAGAGCUUGUAGAUUUGGUGGUGGAAAUAUGAGGGAGUGAGUUCCUUCUCAUGAUUUAACCUUUCUCAGUGAACUGGGUCAAGGUUAUGGGGCUGGUGAAAGUGUCGAGAGUGAUGAAGAUAAAAAGUCAUUUUUGUAGAAUGAGAGACUAGCGUUCUUAGAAAAAUCGAAGAUUCCUAGUGAGCAGUGGGAGAAUAGAGGCUACUUCUUUUGGAGGAAGUUUUACUGUAGAGGCUUUAGACCAGAGAGACCAGACAGAGGAAAAUGGAGGAUAGUACUGAGAUUAUUACUGACUGAUUUCUAAAACCGAUGGAUCAAAGACUAUCUAGAUCUUACUUGAUCUUGAACAUUUAUUUGGCUUUCCCAUUAGUCAAUUUUUUUUUUUUGCUUUUCCUCCUACUUCUAAAGCCACUCUUUUUCAGUUCGAUUUACAUGCUUCUCUUUUUCCUUAAAUGCCGGCGAUUCCUAGGCUUAUGACUUAAGACUCAACUAUUCUCCCUAGGCCGUCUUUCUACUCAGGGCUUCAUUUGUGGCUGUUGUUUUUAAUCCCAACUCUUUUAUGUCUAGGCUAGAUUUUGAUCCUAAAUUUCAGGUACAGUGUAUCUAGGUGUUUCCUGGGACAUUUCAUCAUAUUUGUCCUAGAGGCCUUUAAAAAUCAACAUGCCCCAAACAAUUUAUUAUUUCAUAAUUCAACCCCCCACCCACCCCCAGCUCCUUUUCCUCUCCAAACAAAACAAAAAACUCUACAUUGCUCUAUGAUUCUUAUCUUGAUAAUUGGCUCUAUGAUCCCUGAACAUUGUCAUGGGUAUAGCCCUCUUGCCUCACAUUAGUCAGUAAGCCUCAUUUGUACUCUCAUAUUUCAUGAAUUCUUCCAUAUCUCUCUUUCUACUUUUCCACCCUUAUUGCUCCUCUCUUUGUACAUUGAAAUACUUAGUUUCCCAAAGAUACUCUUCUUAUCUCUGAGCUUUUCCAUAUGUUUCUUCAAAGUCUUCAAAUGCUCUUGCCCAUCAUCUUUGUUAGACAAACUCCUAUUCAUAUUUCAGACUUGAUUGGACAUCAGCUUCUUUGAGCAUCCUUUCCUGGUUUCCACUUCCUGCUCUUUCCACAGCACCUUAUAUAAACCUCUGGUAUAGCAAAAUACAAGUGAAGGAGGUUGAUUCAAGUGUUCUGUAUAUGAUUAUAUGUAAGGGUAAGUUCCCAGAUGAUCCUUCUGUGGAGAAUAAGUAAAAAUCCUAGAUAAAAUUAUUGAAAAAAUUUACAAAAAAUAAGGUAUACUCACUAAUUCCACAGAUUAAAGUGAGAAUCUAGAGAAAGAAACUGAGUUCAAGGACAGGUGUUUACUCUGAAGACAUGUACUAAAUAAGGUGAACUUCAUUUUGAAAUUCAUAGCCUUAUGAACAUGGUACAGGAGAUAAACCCUAGGAUCCACCCAAGUGAGGAAGUAAAAUAGGAGACGAGGCUAUAUCUUCAGUGUGACAGUGAACUAGAAAUGAACUCACCAUUCAUUUGAGUCAUAAAGAAACUAAGAAAAAUUGCAUACCCGGGUCUUGGUUCUGAAUGGAGGCAGGUGGAAAGUGCUCUGAGAAGUAACUAUGUGCUGGUAGUCAUUUAUGGAUAUUCAGUUGAAAUUCAUAAUAUAUUUUAUUAGUCUGAAAAAAGUUAAAACUGACAAUAUAAAGUAAUUCUGGGCUGUUAAUAAUCACAGGUGCGUGGCAUAAGCAAACCAUAUCAUCUUUGGAGGAACUGAGGAUGGCAGACUCUUCUGUAUCAGGCUGGAUAGUAAAUAUUUUUGACUUUACCAAAUAUUUUGGCCCAUUAGUUGUAGAUUGCUUCCCAGACUGACUUCAUUCCAAGCCUCAAAAUAGUUCGAUAAAAUAUUUUCUGAAGAAAAUAAGUAGCUCUGAGAAAAAAAUUAUUAAACACUCACUGAAAUAAGAUACCAAGUGCAUUCUACAGCUGAAAUGACAGCAGAAAGAAACUCACAGAUAAUUUGAAUGUUGGAAUUACCCAGUCACAGAAUAGCAGCCAUAGUAUAUAAAAUAAAUGUUUUACAUAGUUCAAUUAAUAAAUGAUGAAGUUCAAAGUAUGAGAAUGGGAAAAUAAAAAGGAGAUUUGAAAAAAAUGAAUGGAAUUUCCUAUAAGUGAAUAUUCAUGUAAAAUUAAGAAUUCAUAGUUGGAUUUAAUAGGUGAGACAAAGCUGACAAGACACUGAGAAUUAGUAAGUUGGAAGAGAGGUUGGCAGAAAUUACCCACAAUGAAACAGUGUGAGAGGGAAAUUAUGAAAGACAUUCAGGAAUUGGAGUUAGAAAAUCCAAUGUACAGAUCUAACUAUAGUUCCAGAAAGAGCAGGGAGAAAGGGGGGGCUGAGGCAAUAUAUGAAGAUAUAGGGCUAAGAAUUUUCUAGAACUCAUGGAAUAUAAGUUUAAUAAAUUGAAUUUAUUUCAGAAUCAGGCUAAUUUAGCCUUAGGAUACCAGUUUGCCACAUAGAGAAAAGAGAAAAAUAGAGGUUAUAAGAGAAAAAAUAUAAACUUAAUAGAUGUAGCAGUAGCAUUUGAUAAGCUUAUAUGUAUUUAGGAUUUAGAAAAAAGAAUUCACAAAAUAGAUGUAAGUUUCUAUAACCCAAAUAAAAAUAUCUGCACAGGAACCUGCAUUUAACAUUAUACAUAAUGGUAAAAAAUUUAAAGCAUUCAUUUAAAGAAUAGGAUGAAGUUAAUAGCUAUUUUAUUUUUUUAAAGAUUUUAAUAGCUAUUUUAGAAAUCCUAGAAAUUUAAAGAUUACUAGAAUUAUUAGUCUGCAGCAAGAUUCCUAGAUAUAAAGAUCAAUAAAUCUCUUUGCAUUUUUUCUAGCAACCAGAAAAAUGAAAAUUAAAAAAAAAAAGCUGUUUAUAAUAGCAGCAAGAAGUAAGAAGCAGGGGUGCCUGGGUGGCUCAGACGGUUGAGUGUCUGCCUUUGGUUCAGGUCACAAUCUUUAGGUCCUGGGACCGGGCCUAGCAUCAGGCUCCCAGCUCAGCAGGGAGUCUGCUUCUCCCUCUCCCUCUGCCCCUCCCCCUGAUUGUGCUCUGUCUGUCUCUCUCUCAAAUGAAUAAAAAUCUUAAAGAGGUAAGAAGUAACUAGGAUAAUUGUAACAAAAUAUGUGCAAGAUUUUUGUGGCAAGCAUUAUAAACUUUAUUAAAAAGAUGUUAAGAGCUAUAAAUAGAGAUGCUAUCUUCACAGACUGCAAGAAUUAACAUUGUAGAAAUGGUCCUCAACAUCUUGAUAUAUAUAUUCAUUGCAGUCCCCCAAGUUUUUCCCCUCAUUCUUUCCUUUACUCCCUUCCUAUUAGGAGGAGCUGAUUCCAAAAUUUAUAUGCAAGUGCAAAAUGUUAAAAGUAGCAAAGAUACUUUUAGGUCACCUGGGUGGCUCAGUCUGUUAGGUGUCUGACUCUUGAUUUUGGAUGGGGUCAUGAUCUCAGGUUUGUGGGAUUGAGCCCCACAUCAUGCUCUGCGCUGGGCGUGGAGCCUGCUUGGGAUUGUCUCUCUCCCUGUGUCCCCCUUUCCUGCCUACUCUCUCUCUCUCUCCCCCUCCCUCUGUAAAAAAAAAAAAAUAGCAAAAGACACUUUUUUUCUUUUUAAGAUUUUAUUUAUUUAUUUGACAGACAAGAGACACAGCGAGAGAGGGAACACAAGCAGGGGGACUGGGAGAGGGAGAAGCAGGCUUCCCGCCGAGCAGGGAGCCUGAUGUGGGGCUCGAUCCCAGGACCCUGGGAUCAUGAGCUGAGCUGAAGGCAGACACUUAACAACUGAGCCACCCAGGGGCCCACAAAGUCACUUUUAAAAGUGCAAAGUUGACUUGUCCUACCAGAUAUUAAGAUUUUUAAUAAAGCUCUAAUAAUUAAAAUAAUGAAAUGUUGGUAAUGCAUAUAUAGAUAAUUUGAGAGAAUAGAGAACCAGGAAUAUUUUACUUAUAUAUAGACACAGGAUGUAUGACACAGGUGGUUAUAUUACAGAGCAAUGGGGAAAGAAUGCACUACUUAAUAAUGAGUCAGUAAGAUACUUUUAUGGGGGAAAAAGUGAAAUUUGAACCCUGCCUCAAACUACAUUUACAUUACUUUUAAGUGGAUUAGAAACCUAAAUGUGAAAGACAAAACAAUAAACCUUUUCUGAGAAAAUAUCUUCCCCCUUGUGGGGGAAGGUGAAGGAAGGCUUUUUUCCAUAAAUAUACAAAGUUACUGAUGCAUUUUAUACCAUUAAAAAUAAGUAUAUUCAUAAGUGAUUAAUUUUGUAUGUUUGCAUUUAGCUGUGAAAUUUUUUCGUGUCAUAAUUUUCUUACUCCUGAUUAUGGCCUUUUCUUCCCACUCAAAGAAUUAACUUCAUGCUUGUUUAGUGAUAAUAAACUCCUUUAACUUUUGUCUGGGAAACUCUGUUCUUCUAUUCUGAAUCAUAACUUUGCUGGGUAGAGUGUUCUUGGUUGCAGAGUUUUUUCCUUUCAGUACUUUGAGUAUAUCAUGCCACUCUCUACUGGCCUGCAAAGUUUCUACUAAAAAAUCAGCUGAUAGCCUUACAGGGUUUCCAUUGUAUAUAACUUGUUUUCUCUUACUCCUUUUAAAAUUCUCUCUUGGGGCGCCUGGGUGGCUCAGUCGUUAAGCGUCUGCCUUCGGCUCAGGUCAUGAUCCCAGGGUCCUGGGAUCGAGCCCUGCAUCGGGCUCCCUGCUUGGCGGGAAGCCUGCUUCUCCCUCUCUCACUCCCCCUGCUUGUGUUCCUGCUGUUGCUAUCUCUCUCUGUCAAAUAAAUAAAUAAAAUCUUAAAAAAAAAAAAAUUCUCUCUUUAUCGCUACUUUUAUGCCAUUUUGCUUAUUGUGUCUUGGUAUAAACCUCUUUGGGUUAAUUUUGUUGGGUGCUCUCUCUGUUCUCUGGAUCUGGAUUUCUCUUUUUCCAGAUUAGGGAAGUUUUCAGCUGUUAUUUCGUUAAAUAAGUUUUCUGACCCUUCUUUUUGAUUUUUCUGGGAUUCCCAUAAUGAAAACGUUAUUACGCUUGAUGAUGUUACUGAGUUCCCUUAAUCUCUUCUCAUUUUUUAUAGUUUUUCCUUUUCCCUGUUCAGCUUAUUUGCUUUUCAUUACCCUGUCUUCCAGAUUGCUGAUUCGUUCGUCUGCCUCUUCUAAUCUGUCACUGAUUCCCUUUAGUGUAUUGAUUUUUAUUUCAGUGUAACCAGUAUGGAGGUUAAAGCACAAAGCAGUAAAUCCCAUUAUAUCUACAAAAAUCAGUCAAGGGAUGCAUGAAAUAAAAGGAUGUAAAGAAUGACAUCAUAUACAUAAAAUAUGAGUGAGGGGAUUAAAAAUUUAAUGCUUUUGGAAUGGGUUCAAGCUUAAGUGACCAUUAGUUUAACAUAAACUGCAAUAUGCAUAAGAUGUUAUAUAUGAAUCUAAGGUAACCACAAAAACCUAUAAUAGAUACAGAAAAAAUAAAGAGAAAAGAAUCCAAGCAAAGUCCUAAAGAAAGCUGUCAGACCACAAGGAUGAGAACAAGAGAAGAAAGGUACACGGAAAAACUACUAAAACAACCGUAAAACAAGUAACAAAAUGACAAUAAAUACAUACUUAUCAGUUAUUUAAAUAUAAAUGGACUAAAUGCUCCAAUCAGAAGAUAUAGGAUAACAGCCUAGUUUACAAAAAGAAGACCUAUCUAUACAUGACUUUGGAGACUGACUUCGGACCUAAAGAUGUGCUGAGUGAAAGUGAAGGGAUAGUAAAACAUUUAUCAUGCAAAUGAAAGUGAAAAGAAAGCUGGGGUAGCAAUAUAUAUUGUUGGGCAAAAUAGGCUUGAAAACAAAGACUAACGAGACAAAGAAGGACACUACAUAAUGGAGGGAACAAUCCAACGAGAUGAUAAAACGAUUGUAAAUAUUUAUGCAUCCAACAUGGAAGCACUUAAAUACAUAAAGCAAUUAUUAACAGAAAUAAAGGAAGAAAUUGACAGUAACACAAUAAUAGUAGCAGACUUUAACCCCCAUUUACAUCAAUGGAUAUUUCUUUCAGACAGAAAAUCAAGGAAAAGGUGGCUUUGAAUGACAUGUGGACCAAAUGGACCUAAUAGAUACAAUGUUCCAUCCAAAAAACAACAAAACACACAUUAUUUUUCCAAGAUUUUAUCUAUUGAGAGCACCUGCAUGAGCCAGCGGGGGGAAGGGGAGAGGGAGAGAGAGAAUCCCAAGCAUUCUGUCCUGAGCAUGGAGCUCGAUGUGGGGCUCAAUCCCAUAACCCAAGAUCAUGACCUGAGCCAAAGUCGAAUUGGGCGUUUAACCAACUGAGCCACCAAGGUGCCUCUAGAAUACACAUUCCCUAAGUGCAUGUGGAACAUUAUCCAGAAUAGAUAUAUUAGGUCAACAAAACAAGUCUCAAUAAAAUUUUAAAAUUGGAAACCAUCAUUUUCAACCAAACAGUAUGAAACUGGGUAUCAACCACAAGAAAAAGGUUGAGGGGUGCCUGGGUGGCUCAGUCGGUUAAGCAUCUGCUUUCAACUCAGGUCCUGAUCUCAAGGUCCUGGGAUUGAGCCCCAUGUUGUUGGGCUCCAUGCUUAGCAGGGAGCUUGCUUCUCCCUCUCCCUUGGCCUUCCCCCUGCUUGUGCUCUCACAUGAUCUCUCAAAUAAAAAAUAUCUUGGAGGGGCGCCUGGGUGGCUCAGUUGGUUAAGCGACUGCCUUUGGCUCGGGUCAUGAUCCCAGGGUCCUGGGAUCGAGCCCCGCAUUGGGCUCCCUGCUCAAGGGGGAGUCUGCUUCUCCCUCUCCCUCUGCCCCUGCUUGUGUUCCUUCUCUUGCUGUCUCUCUCUGUCAAUUAAAUAAAUAAAUCUUAAAAAAAAAAAAUCUUGGAAAGAACACAAAUACAUGGAGGCUAAAUAA